Adineta ricciae is the source of this 312-nucleotide messenger RNA. The record is from the annotation of a GenBank genome assembly. NCBI's taxonomy places the organism in Eukaryota, Metazoa, Rotifera, Eurotatoria, Adinetida, Adinetidae.
AUGGAAGAAGUAGUCACUACUGAAAAGGAAAUUAAAAGAAGAAUCACAACUCUGAUUGAAGAGAUCGAAAGAAAACAGAAGGUUUGCAAUGGUCGUGCCAAACAGAUCGACGAGAAACAAAGAAAAUUGGAUAGUGAUAUACUGAACGAGAUUAUUGAUCAAAAGACUGCUGUGAGAGAAGAUGAAGAAAUCCAACAAUUGCUUACAGUACAAUCCAAUGAACAAGUACAGAUAAAUUGGUUGAAAGACGAAAAAGAUAAAGAAAUACAAAACUUGAGAAAAGUUCAAGAUGCUUUAAUCCGAAAGUUUUAA